Symbiodinium pilosum is the source of this 1173-nucleotide messenger RNA. Lineage: Eukaryota; Dinophyceae; Suessiales; Symbiodiniaceae. The record is from the annotation of a GenBank genome assembly.
AUGAAGCUCCAGCCAUGCGAUCGAAACGAAAGUUUUUGCUGGGAUGAUAUUGGGUGGCAUGAAAAACCCGGGUAUCCCCCAUUGGAGGGUUGCUGGAUACAUAUUCCAUGCAAGGAAUCGGACUUGCCCGAAAUCUUUUUCUGCGAAGAUCAUGACAAAACCCGAGACGAGCCUCCUCCUGUGAUAUGUUUUGGUUCUGGACGUGACAGCCACGUGCAGUUGGAUGCUCGUUUUCCUCAGCGAUUGUGUCGCAUGACGAAGAUUCAACGGCAGGGGUGGAGCCUGGAAGCAUUGACGCCAAGAUGGCAAGUCCAUUUGCAACGUGCACAUGGGCCAUGUGAGACCCUUGAUGUUGGCCAGCCUAAACAUCUGCGCGACGGUGAUGUCAUUGGUUUUUCCAUGCCGCUCGUCGCCUCAACAUCGUUCCGAUUUCAUAGCGAGAUGCUCGAGGCAAAGGAAGCUCUACCCAACCGGUAUCCAGCCCGUUUCCCCUGCCGGUCCUCUCUGCCCGAGGCCCCAGAAGCGCCGGAGGAAUUGCGCAGACUUGCUUGGCAGACAGAUCAGAUGCGGCGACGCUCAGAACAGGACCAAGUGCGUGUUGCAGAUUGGUCAAAUUUCUCUCAGUAUGUCAAGCAGCAUUAUUCAAAACACGGAAUCGACUGUAUUUCUUGGAAGCUUACACGCAACAAGCCUUGCGAUCCAAAGCCUGCGAGCUUCACUUCGCGACAGCUACCGCCAUGGAUUUGCGAGCUUUUGGUGAAUGAGAGGCCACUGCAAGGCCUCUGCCGGGAACUGCCAUUUGCAAGCUGCUUGAGGGCCUCAGGGCAUUCGCCUUUGCUUCCAGAAGCCGUUUCCAUGGAGACCUCGAGGGUGAGUGUGGCUGAUGAAAGCGUUGUUCCAGAAGCCAUGCCCAGUCAAGCAGACAUUGUUGCAAACGAAGUUAACCCAUUGUUGUUACAGCCAAUCUACGACUGGCUGGAAUCAGUCGACGACUCGGGAUUUCUACUGCAAUACUAUGACCAGAUUGUGGCUAAUUUCGAUUCCCUGAAGCAAAUACAUGAUGUAUACUUCCAUGACGGACAUUUGGAGGAACACUUCUUCUCAGCGGCUGGAGUCAGCAAGCUUGGGCACAAGCGGAUACUGCAAAAAUGGUUCAGGGAGCAUUUCACCUAG